Gaeumannomyces tritici R3-111a-1 is the source of this 389-nucleotide messenger RNA. RefSeq lists its product as hypothetical. The transcript has 3 exons. The record is from RefSeq and is a predicted model, not a curated record. The coding region runs from base 1 to 324 and encodes 107 amino acids. Lineage: Eukaryota; Fungi; Ascomycota; Sordariomycetes; Magnaporthales; Magnaporthaceae.
AUGCACAGAACCAUGCUCGCGGUGUGCGCUUGCAUAUGCCCGAGACAGGCCGCGGGCGUCGCUGUGGGCAGACGCCCGCCAGAGGAGCCAAACCCCGGAUCUCGGCAUGUCGGGCGAUUGGACGGGCAGUUCCGCUCGGGAGGGGGUGCGCAGGGUCGGGUAUUCUUAGCACAAAACAAUUUAUUUAAAAGCCUAAAAUGUAGUGUAAGCGAAUAUAAAAGCAAAAGCUUCGAAUGCGAUCCCUAUUAUUUUUCUAGCAAAUUUAUACACUGCGUUUUGCAAGGGCCGAUUCCAGCUGCCGAUGGUUUGUCGAGCGAGAUCUAGGAAAGUGUCUCCACUUUUACCUUUUUUGGUGUAUUGUUGAUUUUUUGGGCAGCCUCUGUCCUUUC